This is a messenger RNA of Coregonus sp. 'balchen', 1718 nucleotides long. NCBI's taxonomy places the organism in Eukaryota, Metazoa, Chordata, Actinopteri, Salmoniformes, Salmonidae. The record is from the annotation of a GenBank genome assembly.
AUAGACCUACCAAUCAUUUUGGUGCUUCUAAACAUUGAACUCUCUAUCGCAUGUGGUAGAGCAGAGUACAGAAUAGUUGAUGAGUGCUGUCCUAUGUGUUCGCCAGGUAAGGACCAGUUCUGUAUACAAUAUGGAUUAUUAUGAAGAAAAUACAUUGCAAUACCAAUCAAUCCAUGACACUGACCUUCUAUUCCACAGGAAACCGGGUACAUAAACACUGUACAGAAUUUACAAGUACUUCCUGUGUCCCCUGUUCCGACUCCACUUUCCUUGAUGAACCCAAUGGUCUUACGGCAUGCAUACAGUGUACAAACUGUGACCCAGGCUUUGGUUUGAAGGUAAAGCAGCCAUGUAGACCUUCAUCAGACACUGUCUGUGGGACACUGGAGGGGUUCUACUGUCUAGACCCAACUAAGGAUGGUUGUAGAGCAGCCCAGAGACACAGCAGCUGUAAACCUGGUCAAUACAUCAGCCACACAGGUAUGUAUUCAUGUAAGUCUUCCAUUGACAUCAGUGCAUGAUUUAUGCAGUCGUGAGUUAAGCACAUCUCAAGUUACGACCCUUAAUGAGUUUCACCCUGUGUUGAUGCAGGAACAACAUCUGCAGAUACUGUGUGUGCUGACUGCACUGGUGAUACUUAUUCAGAUGGAUCAUUAACAUCCUGCCAGCCACACACAGAGUAAGUGUGGACAUUAUUAGUUAGUUCAAAUGGGUAUUCCCCUGAAGAUAUAUAAAUACAAUCAUUAUUAUCCUCAAAUAUAAUAUUUUAAAAACUAUAUUUAUGUCUUUGACAUAGAUGUGAAUUCUUGGAAAUUGAAGCAGGAACUCCUUGGUCGGAUUCAGAAUGCGGAGUAACCUCACUUCCCACAGCUGGAACCAUAGCUGGAAUCAUAGCUGGUGUUCUGAUAUGUUUCCUGAUAGACACCAUAGCUGGUGUUUGUUUAUUUAUAGUGAGAAAAAGAGAAAUGGUGAGAAGAGAAAACUUUGGUAAGAUUACUGGAAUUUAUCUGUACCAUUCAUUGUUUUCAAUGCCUGUGAUACUCAGUAUACUCUGUAAAUGCUACAUGUUCUACUUCUCAUAGUGUAGAUUACUGUUUGUUAACGUCAUGGUUACACAGUAUGUUUAUUACAAUAUUGGACAUCUGUCUUUUUUAUAGACCCUCAAAUACUGACACAGGUAUGUUUGGAAAUCUAUGAAUAAGUCAUCUUUUUAGCUGUGAAAUUUUAAUUUAAUGGGCCAGUUUCCCAGACAAUAGAUCUCCAUUGAACAUGCUUCUUAUUCCAAGACUGGGCUUAAUCUCUGUCCGGGAAACUGGCCCAAUGUGUUUGACUAAUUACGGAUUCUGUCUGAUAGACAUCCCCGGAUCAGGAUAUACCAAUGCUGUCUGAGGGAACUGGAAAAGGUAAGGCACACCUUCAAGGUUUUCUAAAUAUGUGUACGGAAUAGUUUUUAUGAGUUAAAAGAAUUUCAAACAUAUUUCUAAAUAAAUGUAUAUGGUAUAUUACUUCAUCAAGUCAUCAAUGCUAAGACAUGAUAUGAUCCAAGAAUAUAGGACUCUGGAUACAAGCAAUUGUACUACAAAUCAGUGUCCAGAAUGUAAAUGAAUUACUGAUAAAUUACUAAUGAAUUCUCUCCCCAGAUUCAAGCCUCCAUCACAGUCAGUGACUCAACAUUCUGUAAUCUGUGGUCCACUGGCUGGCUGGUCCAGCCAUCUAUA